Cynoglossus semilaevis (tongue sole) is the source of this 3461-nucleotide messenger RNA. RefSeq names its product FCH and double SH3 domains 2 (gene fchsd2). Gene Ontology annotation, cellular component: recycling endosome; neuromuscular junction. Gene Ontology annotation, molecular function: protein binding. The transcript is spliced from 23 exons. NCBI's taxonomy places the organism in Eukaryota, Metazoa, Chordata, Actinopteri, Pleuronectiformes, Cynoglossidae. Gene Ontology annotation, biological process: regulation of actin filament polymerization; neuromuscular synaptic transmission. The coding region runs from base 969 to 3356 and encodes 795 amino acids. The record is from RefSeq and is a predicted model, not a curated record.
UGGUAUAAUAUUCUCUGGUAAUAGAAAACUAUCCAAAUUAACUGUUCGUAUGUUCGAAAGAAAGUAAAAGUUGAGAUAAACGAGAGAACAAUUACGAUACUGUAUUAGGAUACUUAACGUGACAUGUUUCACCUUGAAAUAGUUAUUUGAGGAAAACACAGGUGUAAACAACCCACUUGAUGCGGUCAAGUUCCAUUCGCUUUCCAGAAGAAUUACUGGCUCAAUGUCAGCUCUGUUACGUUUUCGUUCGGAGUUAGGAAGCAGGUAGGACAAGUGCAGUACUCGAGAGGCUUUUUUUUAAAAGUUGCAGACAGUUUAUUUAUCGUUCAAAAUUCAAAAAGUGUCCACUGACUGGAUUAACGGGCCAGACAGGAACAAUCAGGAUCACAAAAAUCUCUAGACACGUAGCAUGGAAAAGAACAAAGCACAACAUGACAUGAACGACGUAUACUGAACAAUGAAGUUUGACGCUAGCUUGAUGAAAAGUGGUCUCGUUUAUGUGAAUCCACCUCCCAUCUAAUAACAGUCAAGUCAUGCCUGGGUGCCGUUUCCGUCAUCACCGGAUGAUGGCGGCAUUGUGCUUCGCUGCUGAGGGGGAUCCCCUUUAACACCCCCGCCCCCUUCCUCGACGUCUCCUCAUCUCCUCUCCCCUCCGCUUUUCUCUACGCCGCCUGCUUCUCUACACAACACACAGUACAGUAGGCAGCAACAGCAGCACAAUCGUACUCAGCCCCUGCUCCAGCGUCUGCUCUUGGUAUAAACCAGCCAUUUAUCAUCAAUCAUGGCCGCCGGAGUACAAAUCUAACUCCCGUCUUCCCUCCCUGUCUGUCGUCGGGAGGGGAGGAUUUUUGGUUGUGUUCGUUUGAGGAAGCAUAAAAAUACCAGAACCACACUUAUUUGCUCUUUCCGCUCUUGGAAUUACGAUACAUCAGCAAAGGGGGAAAUUCCAUUCAUGUCAAUACUCCAAAAUGCAGCCGCCGCCGAGGAAGGUCAAAGUGACACAGGAGCUGAAAAACACUCACGCGGAGCAGAUGACAAGACUGCACAUAAAAAACCAGACUGAAUGUGACCUGCUGGAAGACAUGAGGAGUUACAGUCUAAAGAAAGGACAACUGGAGAGGGACUACGCUCAGGCUCUGCAAAAGUUGGCUAGUCAGUACCUCAAGAGAGACUGGCCUGGAGUCGAUCCAGACGACGAGAGGACAGACUACAGGAAUGUAUAUGCGGUUUGGAGGGCGUACUUAGAAGGUACUGUGCAGGUGAGUCAGUCCCGGCUCAACGUGUGUGACAACUACAAGAGUCAAGUAUCAGAUCCUGCCAAAACUGUACGACUCUACAAGGAGCAGCAGCUGAAAAAAACCAUAGAUCAGUUAAGUGGCAUCCAAGCAGAGCUGCAGGAGUCGGUAAAGGAGUUGGCCAAAGCCAAGAAAAAGUACUACGACUGUGAACAGGUUGCACAUACUGUACGAGAGAAGGCCGACAUAGAGGCCAAGUCUAAACUGGGUCUUUUUCAGUCGAGAAUUAGUUUACAAAAAGCAAGUGUUAAGCUAAAAGCUAAGAGAAGCGGCUGUAACUCAAAAGCCACACAAGCCCGAAAUGACUACCUGCUGACGUUAGCUGCGGCCAACGCUCACCAUGACCGUUACUAUCACACGGAUCUACUGCACUGCAUACAGGCCUUGGAUGGGAGAAUCUACGAGCACGUGAAAGACUACCUGGUGUCACUGUGUCAUACUGAGUUAGAGGCCUCGCAAGCUCCACACAACACCUUCCAGUUUCUGUUGGACAAGUCCACCAGGUUGAUACAGGAGUACAACCAGCAGUUGUUCAUGCAGGAGAAUCCAGUGUUCCACAAAGCACAGGACUUCCAGUUCCAGCCUAGUGAAUACGACGUGACUCUGAGCUCGGUGGAGCAGUUGGUGGACAUUGAGCCGUCGCCCGUCAGUGCCAUGAGAAUGACCCUGGCACAGAGUCGUCAGCUGGAGUCGGAGACGGGGACGACGGAGGAGCACAGUCUCAACAAAGAGGCCAGGAAAUGGGCGACGAGGGUGGCCCGGGAACACAAGAAUAUUAUUCAUUACAAGAGAUCUCUGGAGGAGUGUGAGACUCACGGGCUGCCAAACACAGAGCAAGGCAGACUAGAUGUGGAGCUAAAGAUAGAAGACACCAAAGAGAACAUACGCAAAGCUGAGACAGUAAAGUUGAAAGCUGAGGCACGUUUGGACCUUCUUCGGCAAGUGGGUGUUUCUGUGGAUACCUGGCUAAAGAGUGCUAUGAACCAGGUGAUGGAGGAACUAGAGAACGAACGUUGGGCCACGUACACGUCACACGAUCCCUCACUGUCGGGCACAGUUGACUUGGAACGUGAGGACGGCGAGGAGUGUGAGGAGAAUAUGGAGGUUUUUGACGACAGCAGCUCCAGUCCUUCAGGAACCCUUCGGAACUACCCUCUUACCUGCAAAGUCCUGUACUCGUACAAGGCCUCUCAGCCGGAUGAGUUAACUAUCGAUGAGCAGGAGAUGUUGGAAGUCAUUGAAGAUGGAGACAUGGAGGACUGGGUCAAGGCUCGCAAUAAAACAGGACACGUGGGCUACGUUCCAGAAAAGUACCUGCAGUUCCCUACCUCCAACAGCCUCCUCAGCAUGCUCCAGUCGCUCACCACGCUGGACGCCCGAUCGCACACCUCGUCCAAUUCCACCGAGCCGGAGCUGCACUCUGUCUGCAUCAACGGAGACGCAAACAUGGUUUAUGUCCGUGCACUUUACGACUACGAGGGCCAAGCAGACGAGGAGCUCUCCUUUUGCGAGGGAGCAGUGAUCCGCCUUUUGAAUCGCAACACUCAGACAGACGAUGGUUUCUGGGAAGGCGAGCUCAACGGGCGAGUGGGCGUCUUCCCUUCAGUACUUGUGGAGGAUCUGACUGAGAAUGGGGAGCCAAGUGGAGGAGGAGGAGGAGGAGGGACAGGCCUUAUAGAGAUCUCAUCAUCUGGGAAGCUACCACCUUCUCUACCGCCUCUUCCACUGUACGACCAACCUCCCAUCAGCCCUUUCACCAGCCCUGAGACCUCUACCCCACCUCCCCUCCCACGUUCACCCUCUGUUGCACUUAACGGUGAGCACAAGCUUCCUCUGCCUGCCUCGUCUCACAAGAGUUCGCUGUCCACCCACAAUCCAAGCUCUAGCAGGAGUCCAGUGUCUCCAGGAUUUCCUCAGAAUCAUCCACAGAGAUUCACCACUGACGGAAACCCUGGGAAACUACGGCCGGUGAGAGCUGCUCCUCCUCCCCCUAAACAGCAUCCCAGGAGGCCCCAGGAGAAGAGCGACAAGACAGAGGAGGUGGAGAUCACGCUGGUGUGACAGACAGACUGAGGAGGACAGACAGAUUUAUUCCACAGGACUAGGAAGCAGCUCCACUUGAAGUGAGCGUCAAUAAAGCUAUUGUAUGUGAUUUAAAAAAAAAAA